Aspergillus thermomutatus is the source of this 1086-nucleotide messenger RNA. RefSeq names its product fungal specific transcription factor domain-containing protein. The coding region runs from base 1 to 1086 and encodes 361 amino acids. Gene Ontology annotation, molecular function: DNA binding; zinc ion binding. The record is from RefSeq and is a predicted model, not a curated record. Lineage: Eukaryota; Fungi; Ascomycota; Eurotiomycetes; Eurotiales; Aspergillaceae. Gene Ontology annotation, biological process: DNA-templated transcription. The transcript has 4 exons.
AUGCUUAAUGGAAUGUUCGCCCUGUCUGCCAGAUUUAGCAAUGCGCCAGAGUUUAUCGGCAUCGAUCCGACCUGUCGCGAUCAAAUAUUUGUCAAAAGAGCCACCGAGCUCUGGGAGACGAUCUCAAAGGACUUCAAGCAUUGCCUUCGGACUCUACCAUGUCUUCAAGGCCUGAUUCUUCUAACCUUCAGUUCUCUUCUGUCCGGCCCUUCGGAAGAUGCAUGGAUUCUGAGCGGCACUUGUGUGCGUCUCGCGUACGACCUGGACCUUCACACGACCGAUGCCCACAGACAGCAUGAAGGGGGGUCCCCGCAGCAGAACCAGGAAUAUCGCUUUGUUCACGUCCUACUGCCGGUGUCGGAUCAUGACUGGGAUAACAGAACUCAAGCGCCGUCGGCCUUGCUCAAUGCAAACGGUGGAAUGCCAUGGAAGCAUCUCACCGAGUCGCCAAACCAAAGCGAAAGAGCGUGGUUCCUGGUCUGUCUAGCUGUUCUCCGACAGGCGUACGACGCAGCCGUGCCACCAGGCGCUUCCGUAGAGAGGCUUCAUCACGCAGAGGCGGUGAUCGGGUGUGCCUUUCUUGCCCUGCCCCGUUCGUUUCAAGAUCUGUCCAUGUCGGGGGCAUCAUGGCCCACCAGUCAUGUAACGUUCAACUGGAUUGCAUGUUCUCUGAUUGUCCUGAAUUGGUAUGCUCUCUGCCCGCUACAAAAUGAGACCCUUCAACCCGCAGAUGUUCGGCCCCCUCGGAUUUAUCUUUCGACUAUUAUAGAAGUGAACCGCGCCGCGCGGCUUCUAUCUCCGCAGCACCUGUCGCUGUGCUCGCCAUUCGUGUGCUGUGCCCUCGUUGGCCCGAGUACCGUCCAUGUUCCGGACGAUCACAUCCUCAUCGAAUCGCAGUCGGCCUCUCUGUGCGCCGAAACCAUCAGGCUCGUUCUGUCCGACGUCGCGCGACACUGGUCGAUUGGGGGAAUCCUUUUAGAUAUUAUAGAUUACAAGAAGACCAGCAAACCGGCUAGCCCGGCCGGGAGAUGCUCUCAAACCCCUUUUACUCCCGAAUGGCGGGCCUUGGUGGAUGAUAUAUUCUAG